Messenger RNA from Pongo pygmaeus (Bornean orangutan), 4123 nucleotides. It is a transcript of the gene ACTN1, whose product is annotated as actinin alpha 1. The transcript is spliced from 21 exons. Gene Ontology annotation, molecular function: protein binding; calcium ion binding. The coding region runs from base 375 to 3581 and encodes 1068 amino acids. NCBI's taxonomy places the organism in Eukaryota, Metazoa, Chordata, Mammalia, Primates, Hominidae. The record is from RefSeq and is a predicted model, not a curated record.
UUCCCAAUGAGAGGCGAUGGGGGGAAGUUUGGGCAACUCGGCCUGGCCAAUGGAGAGCCUCGGGAGGGCUCUGCCCCUUCCCCCCGCCCCCGCCCGCCUCGGCUCACGCAGCGCUAGUGUGUCCGCCUAGCUCAGUGUGCGUGGAGAUUAGGUCCAAGCGCCCGCCCAGAGGCAGGCAGUCCGCGAGCCCAGCCGCCGCUGUCGCCGCCAGUAGCAGCCUUCGCCAGCAGCGCCGCGGCGGAACCGGGCGCAGGGGAGCGAGCCCGGCCCCGCCAGCCCAGCCCAGCCCUACUCCCUCCCCACGCCAGGGCAGCAGCCGUUGCUCAGAGAGAAGGUGGAGGAAGAAAUCCAGACCCCAGCACGCGCGCACCAUCAUGGACCAUUAUGAUUCUCAGCAAACCAACGAUUACAUGCAGCCAGAAGAGGACUGGGACCGGGACCUGCUCCUGGACCCGGCCUGGGAGAAGCAGCAGAGAAAGACAUUCACGGCAUGGUGUAACUCCCACCUCCGGAAGGCGGGGACACAGAUCGAGAACAUCGAAGAGGACUUCCGGGAUGGCCUGAAGCUCAUGCUGCUGCUGGAGGUCAUCUCAGGUGAACGCUUGGCUAAGCCAGAGCGAGGCAAGAUGAGAGUGCACAAGAUCUCCAACGUCAACAAGGCCCUGGAUUUCAUAGCUAGCAAAGGCGUCAAACUGGUGUCCAUCGGAGCCGAAGAAAUCGUGGAUGGGAAUGUGAAGAUGACCCUGGGCAUGAUCUGGACCAUCAUCCUGCGCUUUGCCAUCCAGGACAUCUCUGUGGAAGAGACUUCAGCUAAGGAAGGGCUGCUCCUGUGGUGUCAGAGAAAGACAGCCCCUUACAAAAACGUCAACAUCCAGAACUUCCACAUAAGCUGGAAGGAUGGCCUCGGCUUCUGUGCCUUGAUUCACCGACACCGGCCCGAGCUGAUUGACUAUGGGAAGCUGCGGAAGGAUGAUCCACUCACAAAUCUGAAUACGGCUUUUGACGUGGCAGAGAAGUACCUGGACAUCCCUAAGAUGCUGGAUGCCGAAGACAUCGUUGGAACUGCCCGACCGGAUGAGAAAGCCAUCAUGACUUAUGUGUCUAGCUUCUACCACGCCUUCUCUGGAGCCCAGAAGGCGGAGACAGCAGCCAAUCGCAUCUGCAAGGUGUUGGCCGUCAACCAGGAGAACGAGCAGCUUAUGGAAGACUACGAGAAGUUGGCCAGUGAUCUGUUGGAGUGGAUCCGCCGCACAAUCCCGUGGCUGGAGAACCGGGUGCCCGAGAACACCAUGCAUGCCAUGCAGCAGAAGCUGGAGGAUUUCCGGGACUACCGGCGCCUGCACAAGCCGCCCAAGGUGCAGGAGAAGUGCCAGCUGGAGAUCAACUUCAACACGCUGCAGACCAAGCUGCGGCUCAGCAACCGGCCUGCCUUCAUGCCCUCUGAGGGCAGGAUGGUCUCGGACAUCAACAAUGCCUGGGGCUGCCUGGAGCAGGUGGAGAAGGGCUAUGAGGAGUGGUUGCUGAACGAGAUCCGGAGGCUGGAGCGACUGGACCACCUGGCAGAGAAGUUCCGGCAGAAGGCCUCCAUCCACGAGGCCUGGACUGACGGCAAAGAGGCCAUGCUGCGACAGAAGGACUAUGAGACAGCCACCCUCUCGGAGAUCAAGGCCCUGCUCAAGAAGCAUGAGGCCUUCGAGAGUGACCUGGCUGCCCACCAGGACCGCGUGGAGCAGAUUGCCGCCAUUGCACAGGAGCUCAAUGAGCUGGACUAUUAUGACUCACCCAGUGUCAACGCCCGUUGCCAAAAGAUCUGUGACCAGUGGGACAAUCUGGGGGCCCUAACUCAGAAGCGAAGGGAAGCUCUGGAGCGGACCGAGAAACUGCUGGAGACCAUUGACCAGCUGUACUUGGAGUAUGCCAAGCGGGCUGCACCCUUCAACAACUGGAUGGAGGGGGCCAUGGAGGACCUGCAGGACACCUUCAUUGUGCACACCAUUGAGGAGAUCCAGGGACUGACCACAGCCCAUGAGCAGUUCAAGGCCACCCUCCCUGAUGCCGACAAGGAGCGCCUGGCCAUACUGGGCAUCCACAACGAGGUGUCCAAGAUUGUCCAGACCUACCACGUCAAUAUGGCGGGCACCAACCCCUACACAACCAUCACGCCUCAGGAGAUCAAUGGCAAAUGGGACCACGUGCGGCAGCUGGUGCCACGGAGGGACCAAGCUCUGACGGAGGAGCAUGCCCGACAGCAGCACAAUGAGAGGCUACGCAAGCAGUUUGGGGCCCAGGCCAAUGUCAUCGGGCCCUGGAUCCAGACCAAGAUGGAGGAGAUCGGGAGGAUCUCCAUUGAGAUGCACGGGACCCUGGAGGACCAGCUCAGCCACCUGCGGCAGUAUGAGAAGAGUAUCGUCAACUACAAGCCAAAGAUUGAUCAGCUGGAGGGCGACCACCAGCUCAUCCAGGAGGCACUCAUCUUUGACAACAAGCACACCAACUACACCAUGGAGCACAUCCGUGUGGGCUGGGAGCAGCUGCUCACCACCAUCGCCAGGACCAUCAAUGAGGUGGAGAACCAGAUCCUGACCCGGGAUGCCAAGGGCAUUAGCCAGGAGCAGAUGAAUGAGUUCCGGGCCUCCUUCAACCACUUUGACCGGGAUCACUCCGGCACACUGGGUCCCGAGGAGUUCAAAGCCUGCCUCAUCAGCUUGGGUUAUGAUAUUGGCAACGACCCCCAGGUACUCGCCUCCUGCAUGGAGCACGCUCAGGGGUGGCAUCUGGGGCGAGAAAUAAUGCGUUUUUCCUUUUUCUCUUCUCUCUGUCUGGAUCUCCUGUCCCCCUCCUGUGGGCCAUGGGGCUCGUCCUCUCCUGCUGUCUCUGUCUGCCCCAUCACUGGUCCACCCUCUGCCCUCUGCUGUCUUUUGUGGCAACCUGCUGGGUGCCCGCUGUCUUCCGUCCUCGCCGCUCUUCAUCCCAUGGGUGGAUAUUUGCAUCUCCCUGCUCUGUCUUCCUCCUGUCUUUGGACAUUUCCACCGAUGUGUGUUCGCAUCUUCUCCUAUGUUCCUUUACCCAUCCUGACCCCCAAAACCAUAAAUCUCAUCCCCAUUCUGGCCAUCUGUUCCUGUCCUGGCCCUGGGCCGGCCCUUCCUCUUCCUGCCUUCCCGACCCGCCUUGUGUCUUGGUACCACUGCCCCCCACAGAAGAAGACAGGCAUGAUGGACACGGAUGAUUUCCGCGCCUGCCUGAUCUCCAUGGGUUACAACAUGGGAGAAGCAGAAUUUGCCCGCAUCAUGAGCAUUGUGGACCCCAACCGCCUGGGGGUAGUGACAUUCCAGGCCUUCAUUGACUUCAUGUCCCGCGAGACAGCCGACACAGAUACAGCAGACCAAGUCAUGGCUUCCUUCAAGAUCCUGGCCGGGGACAAGAACUACAUUACCAUGGACGAGCUGCGCCGCGAGCUGCCGCCCGACCAGGCUGAGUACUGCAUCGCGCGGAUGGCCCCCUACACCGGCCCCGACUCCGUGCCAGGUGCUCUGGACUACAUGUCCUUCUCCACGGCGCUGUACGGCGAGAGUGACCUCUAAUCCACCCCGCCCGGCCGCCCUCGUCUUGUGCGCCGUGCCCUGCCUUGCACCUCCGCCGUCGCCCAUCUCCUGCCUGGGUUCGGUUUCAGCUCCCAGCCUCCACCCGGGUGAGCUGGGGCCCACGUGGCAUCGAGCCUCCCUGCCCGCGAAGUGACAGUUUACAAAAUUAUUUUCUGCAAAAAAGAAAAAAAAAGUUACGUUAAAAACCAAAAAACUACAUAUUUUAUUAUAGAAAAAGUAUUUUUUUCUCCACCAGACAAAUGGAAAAAAAGAGGAAAGAUUAACUAUUUGCACCGAAAUGUCUUGUUUUGUUGUGACAUAGGAAAAUAACCAAGCACAAAGUUAUAUUCCAUCCUUUUUACUGAUUUUUUUUUUCUUCUAUCUGUUCCAUCUGCUGUAUUCAUUUCUCCAAUCUCAUGUCCACUUUGGUGUGGGAGUCGGGGUAGGGGGUACUCUUGUCAAAAGGCACAUUGGUGCAUGUGUGUUUGCUAGCUCACUUGUCCAUGAAAAUAUUUUAUGAUAUUAAAGAAAAUCUUUUGAAA